Messenger RNA from Hevea brasiliensis (rubber tree), 1548 nucleotides. Its product is annotated as glucan endo-1,3-beta-glucosidase, basic vacuolar isoform. Lineage: Eukaryota; Viridiplantae; Streptophyta; Magnoliopsida; Malpighiales; Euphorbiaceae. The record is from RefSeq and is a predicted model, not a curated record. Gene Ontology annotation, molecular function: hydrolase activity, hydrolyzing O-glycosyl compounds. Gene Ontology annotation, biological process: carbohydrate metabolic process. Bases 267 to 1391 code for a protein of 374 amino acids. The transcript has 3 exons. Gene Ontology annotation, cellular component: plasma membrane.
UGCAUUCUUUUACAUUGGAUCCACUGUUUCUUAAUUUAGAAAAAUAACUAUAAUUAUAUAACUGUGAAGAGCACUAUAUUUAUAGUGCUCUAAAUGCAUGGUAGAAUUUUUCUUAAUUUUAAACCUCAGUUGAAAUUAAAUAAACAAAUAAACUCCAGCAACAGUAUGCUCAAGAGUCCGCCUAUAAAGCAUUGACAUGGUAGUAACCUAACACAUAUGCGUGGUCGAAAUUAUAAGCAACUUUCUUCUAAUUUCCCCCCUUCUUAAUGGCUAUCUGCUCUUCAACUUCAGGAACUAGUAGUUCCUUGCCCUCAAGAACUACUGUCAUGCUUCUUCUGUUUUUCUUUACAGCAAGCGUUGGUAUAACAGAUGCCCAGGUAGGUGUUUGCUAUGGAAUGCAAGGCAACAACCUUCCACCUGUUUCAGAGGUCAUAGCUCUCUAUAAAAAAUCUAACAUCACGAGAAUGAGAAUUUAUGAUCCAAAUCAAGCAGUAUUGGAAGCCCUUAGAGGCUCAAACAUUGAACUCAUACUAGGUGUUCCAAACUCAGAUCUCCAAAGCCUUACCAAUCCUUCCAAUGCAAAAUCAUGGGUACAAAAAAAUGUUCGUGGCUUCUGGUCAAGUGUCAGGUUCAGAUAUAUAGCAGUUGGCAACGAAAUUAGUCCUGUCAAUAGAGGCACAGCUUGGUUGGCUCAAUUUGUUUUGCCUGCCAUGAGAAAUAUACAUGAUGCUAUAAGAUCAGCUGGUCUUCAAGAUCAAAUCAAGGUCUCCACUGCAAUUGACUUGACCCUGGUAGGAAAUUCCUACCCUCCUUCUGCAGGUGCUUUCAGGGAUGAUGUUAGAUCAUACUUGAACCCAAUUAUUAGAUUUCUAUCCUCUAUCAGGUCACCUUUACUUGCCAAUAUUUAUCCUUACUUUACUUAUGCUGGUAAUCCAAGGGAUAUUUCCCUUCCCUAUGCUUUGUUCACUUCACCAUCAGUUGUUGUGUGGGAUGGUCAGCGAGGUUAUAAGAACCUUUUUGAUGCAACGUUGGAUGCAUUGUACUCUGCUCUUGAGAGGGCUAGUGGUGGUUCUCUGGAGGUGGUUGUUUCGGAAAGUGGCUGGCCGUCUGCCGGAGCAUUUGCUGCCACAUUUGACAAUGGGCGUACUUAUCUCUCAAAUUUGAUCCAGCAUGUUAAAAGAGGUACUCCUAAGAGGCCUAAAAGAGCUAUAGAGACUUACUUAUUUGCCAUGUUUGAUGAAAAUAAGAAGCAACCAGAGCUUGAGAAACACUUUGGACUUUUCUUUCCAAAUAAACAGCCAAAAUAUAAUCUCAAUUUUGGUGCAAAAAAGAACUGGGAUAUUUCCGCUGAGUACAAUGCAACAGUACUUUUGCUUAAGAGUGAUAUUUAAGAUAUUGUGAGAAUUUGAGUGCUAUAUGUAUUUCCAAUGUAAGCAUGUAUCCAUAUACUCCAUCUGUCCACUUGUUUCGUUAAUAUUUAUGUGUUGUUUUUUAAAAAUUAAGAUAUAUUAAUUAUUAUUUUAAAAAAUAGUAUUAAUUUUUUUUUAA